AUGGAGAGUUCCCAAGGUUACUUCUUGCUUGUUAGGGAAUUCUACGCCAACUGUUCCGAACAUGAGGAUCACGUUUGCAUUGUGCGACAAAAGAGGGUGAAUGCCUCGAUUGAAGCUAUCAGGAGAGUGUAUCGCUUGCAUGCAUUUACUGGGGAGGUGGAUUACUAUGAUACUUACAAGCGCGAACCCACAAAUUGGCAAUUGUUUUUCCAAUCUAUCUGUGAACCAGACAAGGAGAGAGUCGACUCUGGCAGAGCAGGAUUGUUCUUUGUAGAUGGACCUGGAGGAACUGGAAAAGCAUUCCUAUAUCGCGCGUUGCUUGCAAAUCUCAGAUCAAGAGGCAUGAUAGCAUUAGCAACGACAACAAGUGGUGUAGCAGCUACAAUUUUAUCCGGAGGUCGUACAGCUCACUCUAGAUUCGACAUGCCUCUUCAAACAACUGAUACAACAAUCACAAAUAUGUCAAAGCAAAGUGGUGGUGCUAAAUUGAUAAGAAAAUCAAAGCUAAUAAUUUGGGAUGAAGAACCUAUGGCUAAUCUUCAGACAAUUGAAACCGUUGAUAGGAGCUUCCAAGAUAUAAUGGAUAUUAAUGAACCAUUUGGUGGAAAAGUCAUGGUCUUCGGAGGUGAUUUUCAUCAAGUACUACCAGUAGUUCCAAAAUCUACAAGAGUUGAAACAAUAAAUGCAAGCUUAGUAAAAUCAUACUUGUGGAAUAAAAUGGAAAAGAUUCAAUUAACAAGAAAUAUGAGGGCAAGAGCAGAUCCAACAUUCAGCGAUUUCUUACUACGGAUUGGUAAUGGAGAGGAACCUACAAUAAGAGAUGAUAUAGUCCUUCUUCCUAAAAAAUUGAUCGUCAAACAUGAUGGUGAUAGAACUGGUGAAGAUAAUUUAAUAAGAGAAAUAUUCCCAUCUUUAGAUGAAAAGUCAAGUUGUGCGAAAUACAUGACAGAAAGGGCUAUCUUGGCUAGCAGAAAUUAG
This is a messenger RNA of Nicotiana attenuata, 978 nucleotides long. RefSeq names its product ATP-dependent DNA helicase PIF1-like. The transcript has 3 exons. The coding region runs from base 1 to 978 and encodes 325 amino acids. Gene Ontology annotation, molecular function: DNA helicase activity. The record is from RefSeq and is a predicted model, not a curated record. Gene Ontology annotation, biological process: DNA repair; telomere maintenance. NCBI's taxonomy places the organism in Eukaryota, Viridiplantae, Streptophyta, Magnoliopsida, Solanales, Solanaceae.